AUGAACGUGACGGAUGCGCUGAGGCAGCAGGGACGGACUCAGCUGCUUAACAUCUUCAGACGGUUCAAAGGGGACAAGUGCCUUUUUUUCGAGAGGUCUCUGCAUAUCCUCCUCAACGUGGUCCUAAACGACGAUGACAUUAACAAAGAACGCAUAGAGCAUGUAUUUCUCCUGGAAAACGAAACAGAAGUUAACGUGAGCAAACUGUACAAUGUUUCCAAUAUCCUAUUCUUUCUCCGCCCCCACUUUUAUGAAAUCGAAAAUGUCUUCAAACUAAUUGAAAGGAUUGCAAAAAGUGAAAGCGGCAAAUUAGGAGGAGGCCAAGGCGGAGGGGGAAAGCUUGGAGGGGAACCCCCUGGGGGUGGUAGAAAGUAUGCCCUCGUGUUCAUUCCUUACAUGACUCCCAUGUGCCAGGCCGAAAUCUUAAAGCACAACUUGUUGGAUAUCCACAUACGCGUGAUUGUCUUCCCUCUUUACUUCUUCCCACUGUACAAUGAUGUGUUCAGCCUAGAGAUAAAGGGACUCUACAAGGAGUAUUACGUAGACAGCGAUUUCACCAGCCUCCUCAUGUGUUCUUUCAGCCUCAUGUUUUUGCAACACCUCUUUGAUGGUGUGUUCAAAAGUAUCAAAUCUUUGGGACACUUGUCACACUUCAUAGUAGAGCAGUUAAUACAACUGAGGAAGGAAAUUGUCUCGAUGAACUUCGACAUCCAGGCGUCCAAUAAGUUUGACGAAGAUUUCCUAGACAUCCUGAACAAUUUGCAAAACAUGCAGGACGUCAGACAUUUCCAAGAUUCAGGCCAACCACCCGUCAUCCCGGUGAAGUACGCUCUGCAUAAAAUUUUCCUCUCGGAGCGCGCACGCCGCAGGAGGACGAGCAGCAGGAGUCCCAGCACCAGAAGGGAGCCGCUCGAUAAAGGCAACCAGAAGAGGACCACUCCGGGAAAGACGCCCCCUCGGGAGAACAAAAAUAGGGGAAAUAAAUCCCAAAGGGGAAGGGGCGCGGAGGAGGAAGAUGAAGCUGAGCAGGGUGGUGAAGAUGGUGAUCGCAGUGACGAUGGCGGUGAAGAUGCCGAUCACAGUGACGGUGAAGGGGACAGUGAUAAUGAUGGAAACCGUGAUGAUCAAGAUAACCAGGACCAUGGCCAUGCGGCGGAGGGAGACCCCCCCGGAGGGAGCGAAGGGGCGCCAGAGGAAGCGGCGGAAAAGACACUCGAGGGAGAGGAACACACACCCGUGGAAUGGACAAGAAAGCGAAACGAACAAUCGAUAAAGAGGGAGAUGCCAUCACAGGGAACACUCGUAGAAACCGGAGCCGCGCCAAACGAAGGGGUAAAUACCGACUCUGAUUCGGACCGGUCAGGGAACUCCAGAGGAGAGGGAAUUAAAAGAAGAGACACCUCCAACAGUGGCAGGGAUGGAAAUAAAAGUUCAAGCUCCUUUGGGAGAAGUGGCGGAAAGAGGGAGGAAGGAAUGUCCCCCAGUGGAGGCCAUACAGAGGGGGAGAUAAAUCGAGCCGUCCAGGAGGGGAGAAGAAAGGGAGGCUCACGUCGCCGUCCCUCCAAAGGGGAAAACAAAAGGGUAAUCAAAUCAUUGCAGAGGAAGAAAAGAAGAGACUCAUCGGAAGAGGCAUAUCUGAUGGACGAAGAGUACGAGAGUGGCUCAGCAAGCACAGGUCCAAACUUCAUGGCCAAGGAAGACAAUACGAACUUCCUAUUGAAAAGAAAGGAUAAACAGAAGAUGGAAAGGAGAAGCAAAAAGGAGAAAAGCUACCUGCAGGAGAAGCUAGGGGUAUCCAACUUUAACUUCCUCCUUAAUGUAUCCACGAAGAUUGACUCCUGUGUAAUCAUCGAUCGGAAGAUCGACAUGGUGACACCAUUCUGUACCCCCUUUACAUACGAGGGACUACUAGACCAUCUGUUUGGCAUCUCAAACUUACAGAUAGAAGUCCCUCGAUAUAUUAUAUUUAACGAGAUGAGUAAUCCAGGUGGGGAGGACAAAGGGGAAGCCAAAUGGGAGAGGAAAGAACAAGAGAGCCAACACAACAGUGAUGUUCUAAAAAACAUGAUGGUGAGGAUAAAGCUGAAGAACUCGGUUGAUGUGCUCUACAACGACAUAAAGGAUCUGAGUCCAAAUAAAGUCGGGUUCUACCUUCACAACAAAGCUAGCGAAAUACAGAAAACGUACAAGGAAAAGGAAACCCUGAAAGAUAUAGAAGAGAUAAACACAUUUUUGAAAAAAAUUAAAGUGAAGCAUUAUGAACACAACUCCUUGUCGACUCAUGUGAACCUUGCUUCCUUCAUCCUGACCACAAUGAAGAAAGAAGCCAACUUUAACAAACUCAAAUUGGAAGACGAAAUAAUACAGUUGAAUAGCACAUCCAAUAGGACCAUUCUACAUAACAUCGUCCAGCAGAUUCAACUUCUUAUAUACUCUAAUGAGGACAUCUAUGAAGUGUAUCGACUUUUGUGUCUCUUCUCUGUGGUGACAAACGGUUUCAGUGAGACCUAUACCAAUGAACUCAAAAAAGACAUCCUUGAGAAUUAUGGCAUAAGAGAACUGAGUCGUAUAAAUAAGUUGCAUCUGUGUAACAUUUUAAAACAUCAGUCGAAGCAGAAAUUCAUUUGGAGCUACCUGAGAAACCAUUUUAACCUACUCUCUAAUGAGCACAACGAUAUAUCAUACGUUUGCAAUGGGUACGCUCCUCUUUCCGUGAGGCUAAUAGAAUACAUGGGAAUACUAAAGAACAACAUGCAGGCUUUCCCAGAGAUCUUUAACUUAUUGAGCGGACCUACGCUCGACAUUGUGCAGAAUGCCGUUGGGUAUGGCAAGUUUGGCGUCGACGACAAGGGGAAGAAGGCACUCUGGGGGGGAGACCCGGAGGGGUACAAGGACAUCGUGCUGCUUUUCUAUGUGGGCGGCAUUUCCUACGCGGAGAUCGCCGCCAUCCGCAACUUGAACACACACAGCCGGGGGUACCACUACUUGAUAUUCACUACGGAGGUCAUCAGCUCUAAGCGGCUUCUGCAGGAGCUGGCGGCGCCAUAG
This is a messenger RNA of Plasmodium inui San Antonio 1, 3048 nucleotides long. RefSeq lists its product as hypothetical. The record is from RefSeq and is a predicted model, not a curated record. Gene Ontology annotation, biological process: intracellular protein transport; vesicle-mediated transport. Lineage: Eukaryota; Apicomplexa; Aconoidasida; Haemosporida; Plasmodiidae. The transcript has a single exon. Bases 1 to 3048 code for a protein of 1015 amino acids.